AUGCCCUCAGACGAUUACGCAGCCGUCGGCGGCGGCGGCGCCCUGCGCAUCAAGGGCGCCAAGGUGCAAAAGAAGAAGAAGAAGAGGGACAAGUCCGACCUGGAGAAGAACCUCGCGAGUGGCGAAGACAGCGACAAGGCGCUCGUGAAGAGCACCAGCACCAGCAGCAAGGCCGAGGGCAGCAAGCGCAAGGACAAGCGCGACGCCGACGACGAUGACGACAACGAGCGGCGGGACAAGGACGGCCACAGCGGAGAGGAGGACGAUGCGCCCGCGCCUCAAAAGACGGAAGCCGAGCGGCGGUACGACGAGGUCAAGAAGAAGAGGCUACUCGAGAUGACACGGGCUUCGGGCGCACGGCCGGAGCUGCUGAAGACGCACAAGGAGCGAGUCGAGGAGCUCAACACGUACCUGUCCAAGCUGAGCGAGCACCACGACAUGCCCAAGAUCGGGCCCGGUUAG
Messenger RNA from Purpureocillium lilacinum, 462 nucleotides. RefSeq lists its product as uncharacterized. The record is from RefSeq and is a predicted model, not a curated record. Gene Ontology annotation, cellular component: nucleolus. NCBI's taxonomy places the organism in Eukaryota, Fungi, Ascomycota, Sordariomycetes, Hypocreales, Ophiocordycipitaceae.